This is a messenger RNA of Hevea brasiliensis (rubber tree), 1175 nucleotides long. RefSeq lists its product as uncharacterized. The transcript has a single exon. Lineage: Eukaryota; Viridiplantae; Streptophyta; Magnoliopsida; Malpighiales; Euphorbiaceae. The record is from RefSeq and is a predicted model, not a curated record. The coding region runs from base 105 to 1007 and encodes 300 amino acids.
AUUCAUUCACACCUUUGUCGUGCCUCAACAAUCCCCUUUCUUCUUCGGUUCUCUAACUAACUGAGCAAUCUCUUUUUUAUCGUUUUGUCUUUCUUUCUACCUAUAUGGAAACUCAAGAGCUGUUCCGAAUGCAAGAUCUAGAUUCUACGGUGUCGUUUUCUCCCAGUUUCAAUAGCUACUCCUCUGAUCAACUAGCUGAUAUCGCAGAUAAAGUCGGGAAAGAGGAAGCGAACAAUAUGGUUACUGUUUUCACGAACCAAAACGACAACCAUAGCAGCGGCAGCAGUAGCAGCGAUGAGGACGACGUUGAUUUCGAGUUCGUUUUGGUCGGCGCAAAUCCCGAAUUUUGUACAGCAACCGAUGAAGAUCAUAAGGUCGCCUUUCCGAUUUUCCCGCUGUUCGAUCGAGAUCUCCUGUUGAAGUAUGAAAAUGAGUCAAAAGACCAGAGCCAAGAUCACAAAUCAUCCACAGUUCGCUUACCUUUGGAGAAUAUGUUUAUUGAAGAUCGAGAUCCUCCAUCCUCGUCUUCGGGUACUGAUGCGGACGAAUUAGACGGAAUUUUACCUGAAACUUAUUGUGUUUGGACGCCGCAAAAGUCGUCACAAUCGCCUUCGCCUAACCGUUCGCCGUCAAGAUGCAAAAAGAGCAAUUCCACCGGAUCAUCGUCGAAGCAACGGUGGCGUUUGCUAGAUUUGUUGCAUCUUCGAAGAUGCAGCAGCGACGGAAAGGAAUCGUUCAUAUUUUUGAAUCCAGAUCAUAAUCAUCAUCACGAUAAUAACAACAACAUCAAUUCAGGGAAGAAAGAGGAGAAAGUUGAAAAAGGCAAAAUAGUUACGGCAAAAGCAGGCAUGCCCAAAGGGAAAGUAUCAGCACAUGAAUUGUUCUAUAUAAGGAACAAGGCAUUGAAGGAAGGAGAUAAGAGAAAAUCGUACUUGCCAUACAGGCAAGGACUGGUGGGCUUCUUUGCCAAUGUGAACGGACCGGGCAGGAAUUUUCCUCCAUUCUAAUUAUAUAUAUAUUUCAAAAAAAAAAAAAAUUAAAUUCCGUUAAUAGGAUUUGGAGAGUUUGAGGAAAUUUGUUUUGGUUUUGUUAUAAUUUAUUAGUUGUGUAAAUAUUUAUGUUCAUAGAUAUAUUCUUGGUUUGGAAUUUUUAAUUAGAAGACCAAAUUAAUGGCA